UACAAUAUUGAAAACGGGAAGAAGAAAAAACAAAAGUUAGCAAAAAGCUAAUAAGGGGGAGUUUCCGUUCCCGCCGUUUAACAGUCAGUGAGAGUGCUCUGUUCAAAAUUUGCGCCUAUAAAACUCCCGGAAUCCUCCAUUUUCUCUGUAAAUGCAAGUACCAAACAUGCAAGCACUAAGAGCUCUCCGUUUCCAAAAACACUUGCUCAAUCUCCCCCCAACGAACCCCCUUUCAUCUCUCCGUUUCACUAUCAUAAACACUUCUCGCCAGUUUCACUUUACUCGCCGGAAACACUUCCCUGAAGAGUCCACAGCUCUCACCAACGACGCCGUACAGGGCUGGGCCGCUCCUUCAGCUGCUAGAGAAAACCCUAGUGGUGAGAAUGUUCCGCAAAGGGAGUCUAAAUCGAGUGCAAAUUACUCCAAUGUUUUGGGUUCAAAGAGUAGGGUUUAUGAGGUUACAGGGAAUGGGAACAAGAAGAAGGGGAAAGGCAAGAGUAAAACAGUGUGGGUGUGUUCUGAUUGUGGGUAUGAUGAUGGACAGUGGUGGGGGAUAUGUAAGCAGUGUAAUGGGGUGAAUACUAUGAAGCGGUUUUCUGAAGGUGUAGAGCAUCUCACGAGUGGGUUUGAGGUUUUAGAGAAUGUGACAAGGUCGUGGCUGCCUCAUCAGUCUGUUAGAGCUUUGCCCACGAAAUUGACGGAUGUGAAUAAGGGGAUUAAUCAAUCGAAUUGGCGAAUACCUCUGUCUGGCCUUUUUGGAGCUGAAGUAGGAAGAGUACUUGGUGGUGGUCUUGUGCCAGGUUGCUUAGUUUUAAUUGGCGGUGAUCCGGGUGUUGGUAAGAGCACAUUACUUUUACAGAUUGCAGCCAUAGUUGCAGAGGGGUGUGAUAUGGGGGGACCAGCACCAGUUCUCUAUGUGUCUGGGGAAGAGAGUAUUGAGCAAAUUGGGAACAGAGCAGAUCGGAUGAGAAUCGGGACAGAUGAACUAUUUUUAUAUGCGAGUACAGAUGUUGAGGAUAUUUUGGAAAAGACCCAAACUCUCCCACUGCGAGCUUUGGUAAUUGAUUCCAUCCAGACAGUAUAUCUGAGAGGAGUAACUGGAAGUGCAGGUGGUCUAUCGCAGGUAAAAGAAUGCACAGAAGUGUUGCUGCGGUUUGCCAAGAAGACCAAUAUCCCUGUGUUUCUGAUUGGACAUGUGACUAAAUCUGGAGAAAUAGCUGGUCCUCGAGUCUUGGAACACAUAGUUGAUGUUGUUCUCUAUAUGGAAGGAGAGAAGUGUUCAUCUCAUCGUUUACUUCGUUCAGUGAAGAAUCGAUUUGGAUCCACAGAUGAGCUUGGAGUGUUUGAAAUGUCACAAUCAGGCUUGCAGGCUGUUUCAAACCCAAGUGAAAUGUUUCUAAGUGAACAGCAGUCGGAUUCUGAGUUUCUGGCUGGAUUAGCUGUUACUGUAAUUAUGGAUGGAUCUCGAGCCUUUCUUAUUGAAAUUCAGGCAUUGUGUGUUGCUGGUUCAUCUGUCUCAAGACAAGUAAAUGGUGUUCAAGCUGGCAGAGCUGAGAUGAUAAUUUCAGUUCUUAUAAAGCAAGCUGGUCUCAAGCUGCAAGAGAAUGGCGUUUUUCUCAAUGUUGUCAGUGGUGUUAGCCUGUCUGAGACUGCUGGUGAUCUUGCAGUAGCAGCAGCAAUUUGCAGCAGUUUUUUGGAAUUCCCUCUUCCUGUGGGCAUUGCAUUCAUUGGGGAAAUUGGCCUUGGUGGUGAAAUUCGUAUGGUACCAAGAAUGGACAAAAGGAUAAAUACAGUGGUGAAGCUGGGAUACAAGAAAUGUAUAAUUCCCAAAUCAGCUGAAACAUUACUGUCAGCUUUAGAUCUUGGAGAUACUGAGAUUGUGGCCUGCAGGAAUUUGAAGGAGAUGAUAAACAUUGUGUUCAGAAAACGCUGAGAUAUUGGUUGUACCGAGUUUUUUAUGUGUAGAUUAUCUAGGCUGUUCCUUGUAAUUUUUGCGCAGAGUUGUAUCAUUUUGCACGCAGUACUGUAUAUCAACAUAGACAAAUUAUCUAAACUUUCUCACCUAAUUCUUUUAGCAUCUAUAAA
Messenger RNA from Solanum lycopersicum (tomato), 2085 nucleotides. RefSeq lists its product as uncharacterized. NCBI's taxonomy places the organism in Eukaryota, Viridiplantae, Streptophyta, Magnoliopsida, Solanales, Solanaceae. Gene Ontology annotation, molecular function: damaged DNA binding; ATP binding; ATP-dependent DNA damage sensor activity. The record is from RefSeq and is a predicted model, not a curated record. Gene Ontology annotation, biological process: recombinational repair.